CAGGACUAUGGCUGCGAGCAGGAGGCUGAGAGGUGUGAGCGCGAGGAGCCGCACGCCAGCUGUGUAGGAGCGGGCUCGAGCGCGUGAAGAGGCAGCAUGUCUCUGUUCAAGGCCCGUGAUUGGUGGUCGGCGGCGCUCGGCGAGGGGGAGGAGUUUGACCAGGGAUGCCUAUGUGUCGGAGACGUGGACAACAGUGGAACAGGACAUGACAAGGUGGUGGUGGGCAGCUACAUGGGGAUGCUGCGGAUAUUCUCCCCACAUGCCAACAACAAGACCAGCGAGGGGGCUCUGGCCGAGGCCCUGCUUCUAGAAGUCCAGCUGCAAAACGCCAUCGUCCAAGUGGAAGUGGGCAAGUUUGUCUCGUGUUCGGACCUCCUUCAUCUGGCUGUUCUUCACCCCAGGAAGUGUUCAAUCUACUCUGUUUCAGGCACUGCAGGGAACGUGGAGCACGGUGACCAGUACCAGCUGAAGUUGGUUUACGAGCACAACCUGAAGAGGACGGUCUGCAACAUGACAUACGGCACCUUUGGAGGCGUCACAGGUCACCACUCGCUGUGUCUCCAGUCGAUGGACGGGAUGCUGAUGUUCUUCGAGCAGGACAGCUACACCUUCGGCAGGUUCCUCCCUGGGUUCCUGCUGCCCGGCCCGCUGGUCUACAACCCCAGAACAGACAGCUUCCUCACCGUGUCCUCUGCUCGCCAGCUGGAGAGCUACAAGUAUGAGACUCUGGCCGUGGCCACAGAUGCAGAGACUCGACAGGAUCCAGACCUGCCCCUCAAGACCGGAGGCAAGAGGCUGACGCCCGACUGGACGUUUGUCCUGGGAGAACAGGCCCUGGACCUGUGUGUGCCCUCGUACUCACACGCCUCCUCCUCCAUCUUCGUUCUGGGUGAGAGGAACCUCUACUGUCUCCGCGACAACGGCCACAUCCGCUUCAUGAAGAAGCUGGAGUUCAACCCCAGCUGCUUCCUGCCCUACGCCUCAGUGACGGAUGGCACGACCAACCUGUUGCUAGGCAACCACACCAACAUGCUGCUGGUUUACCAGGACGUGACCCUGAAGUGGGCGGCCCAGCUCUCCUUCGUGCCCGUGGCCGUGCGCGUCGCCAACUUCCCGGAGAUAAAAGGAGUGGUGGUCAGCCUGAGCUCCGACGGUCACCUCCUCUGCUCCUACAUGGGUACGGACCCCUCCUUCUUCUCCACGCCCAAAGUGGACGCCAGGGAGGCCGACUACGAGCAGGUGGAUGCUGAGAUGAAGAAGCUGCAGAGGUUCAUCAGAGAGGCCACCAGGACUCAGGACAUCCUGCCUAAAGCCGACGUGGAGGAGGACCUGCUCAUUAAAGCCACCGUGUCCUCCAGCAUGGACAGCCCAUCGCAAGCCCUGAUCCAAGAUAUCGACGGUCUGCCCGUCCCUUCAGUGACCGUACAGGUGAAGGUGAAGGCCCGUUGUGUUGUUCAGUCGUCUAAAGUGACCGUCGCCCUUCAGCCUCCUUUGGCCGUCACUCAGGACCAGUUUGUGCUGGAGCCCAUGGGUGUUGGUUCCUCCACCGUUAUGGCGUUUUCGGCUUUCCUCAACGGACACUACCCCGCCGCUGACCUGACCGGAGACAUCACCGUGUCCUACAGCUCGCCGACAGGAGUUCCCAAGGUUCUCCAGUCCAGGUUCAGUCUUCCUCUGGCGUUGCUGUGUGUUCCUUCCUCUCCGGCCAAAACCACCAAGUUUAAGAUCACCGUGGACACCAACCAGCCACCGGUCGACCUCAACUCCAUCUUCCCCGAGUUUGCAGCGAAAUCCGAAGAUAAGGACGGGAAUAGUUUGGCUUUCCAGUUCCUGUCAGGAGCCAAGGUUACCGUGCUGGCCUCCAAGACCUCCCAGCGUUACCGCAUUCAGAGCGACCGUUUUGAGGACAUGUGGAUGGUGGUGAAGGAGCUGGUCCAGAGAUUCGACCAGCAUUUCUCCAAACUGGGAGUCAAAGAUUUCAAGAAAAGCUUCAGCGGACCGCUCCCCCUGCAGGAGUACUUCCUGUCUGUAGACCACCACUUCCAGCUGCGUGUCAGUGCUCUGCAGUACCAGGAUCUGCUGUCAGAGCGGGCUGUCCAGUUCAGAGCCAUCCAGCGCCGCCUGCUGACCCGAUUCAAAGACAAAACCCCGGCGCCGCUGCAGAACCUGGACACACUGCUGGACGCCACUUACAGCCAGGUGAUGGCGCUGGCGGAGGCCGCGGAGCAGAACCGGGCGCUACUGGACGAGGCGUUCGUCCGUCUGCGGAGCGCCACCCACCUCCUGGUGCUGCUGCUGUCUCUGUGGCAGGGCCUGACCCCCGACCAGACCGCCAUCCUGGAGGCCACGCUGCUGCCGCUGCUGCAGGACACGCCACAGCUGGGCUGGGAGGAGAGCUGCGACGCCGCCGUCUCCCACAUCCUGCGGAGCUGCCUCUCGCGGAGCCCCAAGGACCAGGCCACGUCUCUGGCCCAGCAGGGAGGCCCCGUUCUGGGCCUGCCCCGCGACACCGCCCGCCUCAAGAAGCACAUCACGCUGAUGUGCGACCGCAUCGGAAAGGGAGGCCGCCUCACCCUGGCCUCCGAGUCCAACGUCCCCGUACCCAUCCAGGUCCAGAACCUGGCUGCUCCCGGAGGUGUUGAGACCAUUGCAGAGGUGACUGGUGACGGAGACGAGCUGGAACUUCAACAGGAGGCGACCAAGUUCAUCAAGAAGAAACAGCCGUCUAAGAAAGUGAAGAAAGAUAAAGAGAAGAAGGAGGUGUCCAGGGAGUCGUCAGAGGCCAGCGUGAAAGAAGAAGUGGGAGGCGCCGAGGAGCCCGUCAAGGAGGCGAAAAAGGAGAAAAAGGAGCCAUCCAAGGAGAAGAAGGAGUCCAAGAAGGAUUCGAGCAAAGAGCCCAAGGAGGAGGCGAAGAAGGAGCCCAAGAAGGAGUCAUCAUCAUCGUCCACCUCCUCCAAGGAGAAGAAGGAGUCGUCAAAGGAGAAGAGGGAGAAGGACAAAGACAAGGAAGGGAAGGAGGCCACCAAGGAGUCAGGAGACAAGAAAGUUUCCAGGAAGUCGUCUACAAAAGUGAAAGAGAAGAAGAAGGAGCCGGAGGCUGCAGAGGGCUGACGAGGAGCGAUGCAAUACGAUCACAUGACGCACACGCACACGUAAACACGACCUCACAUACAUGUAAAUAUACACACACAUGUAUGUACAGUGUAAACAAGGCCACGCCACAUAUGUAUACUCACAUGUAAAUACACUUCUCAUGUGUCAGAAGCAAAGCGAUCAGAAGCAUAUUUACAUCGUCUAGUAAUAGCUGGCACGCACGC
Molecule: messenger RNA, 3317 nt
Organism: Anoplopoma fimbria (sablefish)
Lineage: Eukaryota; Metazoa; Chordata; Actinopteri; Perciformes; Anoplopomatidae
Gene: bbs9
Product: Bardet-Biedl syndrome 9
Exons: 22
Coding region: 97-3111 (1004 amino acids)
Biological process (GO): cilium assembly
Cellular component (GO): BBSome; membrane
Source: RefSeq, a predicted model, not a curated record